AUGGCGGUGACACCGAGGCAGCACGGGGGGACGACUGGUGGUGACGCCGCAGCAGAUUCCUGUGGGGCCGGGACGGGGCCCCGGGCCGGGGGGCCGCGGUGUGCGGGCCGGGCGGCUCCCCGGGGUUUGCCCCGCGGGGCCGGGGCCGUGAGCCCGCGGUGCCGCUCAGCCGGGGGGCGCUCGGGGCUGCUCGCUCCGGUGAAUGAACGGCUCCCCGCUCCGAUUAUCCGAGUGCAGUCGCCAGAGGGAGUGAAGAGAAUCACGGCCACGAAGAGAGAGACGGUGGGGACGUUCCUCAAAAAGGUGGCCAAGGAGUUUGGCUUCAGGAAUAAUGGCUUCUCCGUGUACACCAACCGCAACAGGACCGGCGAGAUCACGGCGGCGCAGAACAAAUCCCUCAACCUGCUCAAGAUCAAGCACGGGGAUAUGCUGUUCCUGUAUCCCUCCAGCCCAGCUGGCUCCUCCUCAGAGACCAUGGACACCUCUGUCUCCCAAAAUUCCCGGCCUGGGGGGGCCCCCCAGGUGGUGGAAGAUGAGAUUGACCAGUACCUGAUCAAGCAGGAUGGGAAGAUUUACCGGAACCGAGACCAGCAGCUGUGUCGCCACGGCCCCUUGGGCAAAUGUGUGCACUGUGUCCCACUGGAGCCCUUCGAUGAGGAUUAUUUGAACCAUCUGGAGCCUCCUGUGAAGCACAUGUCAUUCCAUGCCUACAUCAGGAAGCUGACCGGAGGGGCAGACAAAGGGAAGUUUGUAGCCCUGGAGAACAUCAGCUGUAAGAUCAAGUCUGGGUGUGAGGGGCACCCUCCCUGGCCCGAGGGGAUCUGCACCAAGUGCCAGCCCAGCGCCAUCACCCUCAACCGACAGAAAUACAGGCAUGUUGACAACAUCAUGUUUGAGAACCACACAAUUGCAGAUCGCUUCCUAGACUUCUGGAGGAAGACAGGGAACCAACAUCUGGGAUAUCUGUACGGCCGGUACACGGAGCACAAAGACAUCCCGCUGGGAAUCCGGGCGGAGGUGGCAGCCAUCUAUGAACCCCCCCAGAUUGGCACCCAGAACAGCCUGGAGAUCCUGGAGGAUCCCAAAGCCGAGGUUGUGGAUGAGAUUGCGGCAAAGCUCGGCCUGAGAAAGGUUGGCUGGAUAUUUACUGACCUGGUCUCGGAAGACACACGGAAAGGCACCGUUCGAUACAGCAGGAACAAGGACACGUAUUUCCUGAGUGCAGAGGAGUGCAUCACAGCUGGCAACUUCCAGAACCAGCAGCCCAACAUCUGUCGCCUCUCUCCCGAUGGGCACUUUGGAUCCAAGUUUGUCACAGUUGUGGCUACAGGUGGUCCUGACAACCAGGUGCACUUUGAGGGGUACCAGGUGUCCAACCAGUGCAUGGCCCUGGUGCGGGACGAGUGCCUGCUGCCGUGCCGGGACGCGCCCGAGCUGGGCUACGCCAAGGAGUCCAGCAGCGAGCAGUACGUGCCUGACGUCUUCUACAAGGACAUAGACAAGUUUGGGAAUGAGAUCACCCAGCUGGCUCGCCCGCUCCCGGUCGAGUACCUCAUCAUAGACAUUACUACAACUUUCCCCAAGGAUCCAGUCUACACUUUUUCUAUUUCUCAAAACCCAUUCCCCAUCGAGAACCGCGAUGUGCUGGGAGAAACUCAGGACUUCCACAGUUUGGCCACGUACCUGUCCCAAAAUACUUCCUCCAUUUUCCUAGACAUCAUUUCCGAUUUCCAUCUGCUCCUCUUCCUGGUCACAAACGAGGUCAUGCCUCUGCGGGACAGCAUCAGUUUGUUGCUGGAAGCCGUGAGGACUAAAAAUGAGGAGCUUGCACAGACCUGGAAAAAAUCCGAGCAGUGGGCAACCAUCGAGCAGCUCUGCAGCACGGUGGGUGUCCCGCUCCCGGGACUGCAGGAGUACGGCGCCAUGGGGGGCUCGUCGCACGCCGUGGCCGCGGCCAUGUGGCCCUGCCAGCACUGCACCUUCAUGAACCAGCCGGGCACGGACCACUGCGAGAUGUGCAGCCUGCCCCGCUCCUAGCCCCGCUCCUGCCCGGAGCCAUGCGGAGCGGCGCCUGUCCCUUCCCUCUCCUCCCUUCAGCUGCCAGCCCGGGCUGCGGAGCCGGGCGCGGGUGGCUCCAGCCCCCCGGUUACUCCUCGCUCCCUUCUGGGGGCUCCCAGCCCGGAGAACCAACGCUUUCCUCAGCCCGUGCCUGGGCUGGCCCCCCACCACCCUCAGCUGCUGCCAGCCUGCUCUGGGGGAGCUGGGGGGCUUAGGGAGCUGCCCGUGCCCGCUUCCUGCCCAAGGGGAGAGGGAGGCUUUGGCAUCUCCCUGCCCACAGCUUUGCUCUCAUUCCCUGCCCGCCCGAGUGCCUGGAUCCUGGCACUGACCAGCCCCCGUGGCACGGGCAGGUGGCUGUCACGUUCCCAGAGCAGGACAGGCACCCCUGGACACCGAGCGUGGGGUGGGCACGUGCCAGCUCGUGGCUUGGCACUGCUUGGUGAGCUUUGGCACCCCGUGGGGGCCGCGGGAGGGCCGUCCCCUCCGGGUGCCAUGUCCCCCCACUGUGCAUGGUUGGGCUCCCAGGGAAGGGUUGCGGGGCAGCCACGUAACUCGGGCACCCGCCUCGCUUCCGUCGUGCCCUGGGAGCCAGUCCUCCAGUUGGUGCCUUCCCAUCCCUCCGGAGUGUGUCCUGGCCGGAGCUGGGGCUCGGGGGUGUUGCCUCCCUGCAGCCCCCAGCUGGGGCUGUCCUGGGCACUGCUGCGCAGGGGAGAGGGGCAGCUGGGUGCUGGAGGGGCUCAGCCCUCCUCUCACAGGGCCUCUGCCCCCCAGGCCCAUCCUCGAGCUCCCCAGCCCUGGCUCCGCCAGCUCUGGUUCAAUCCUGGGGGCACCAGUUCCAGCACUGCCCUGUGUCCCCUCAUGGCAGGGGUGCAGAGGGCCUGUCCUGCUCCAGGACAGCACUGCCCAGACCCCAGUGGGCAGGGACCCCCCGCCCCUCGCUGGGGCUUUCCAAAGGCUUCAUCCCAAGGCCCGGCUCCGGGCUGCGGUUGCUUUUCCCCUGGGUGUGCUGGGGUUUGGGGGUGCAGCGCUGGGAGCGCCCGGGCCGGGCUGGGCUGACCCAGGCGCGGGGGCUGCAAGUAACGUGGAAUAAAAGCACCUCAAACCAGA
This is a messenger RNA of Passer montanus (Eurasian tree sparrow), 3165 nucleotides long. It is a transcript of the gene NPLOC4, whose product is annotated as NPL4 homolog, ubiquitin recognition factor. The record is from RefSeq and is a predicted model, not a curated record. The coding region runs from base 1 to 2037 and encodes 678 amino acids. Gene Ontology annotation, cellular component: nucleus. Gene Ontology annotation, biological process: ubiquitin-dependent protein catabolic process. Gene Ontology annotation, molecular function: ubiquitin binding; ubiquitin protein ligase binding. The transcript is spliced from 17 exons. NCBI's taxonomy places the organism in Eukaryota, Metazoa, Chordata, Aves, Passeriformes, Passeridae.